This is a messenger RNA of Auanema sp. JU1783, 2874 nucleotides long. Lineage: Eukaryota; Metazoa; Nematoda; Chromadorea; Rhabditida; Rhabditidae. The record is from the annotation of a GenBank genome assembly.
AUGAAAGGCAGACAAUUUUUGUCAAAAGUAUUUCGCAGGCACAGCUCAAAUUCUGUUUAUCUUAAAGAGAAAGAAAUCGCAACAAUCCCAAAAUACCUGCACGAGUACCUGUUUCGAACUGAAGCUCCUAUUACGGCUGUGCCAUGUAAAGUCAAACUUGAGUUACCCGCUCUACAAGGCAAUUCCCUACAAGAUCAUUUCGGAUGUAUAUCGGACACAUUAGUUGGGGAAUAUUUCAAGUUAUUAGAAGAAGGGACGGUUGUUUUCGAAAAAAAUGUUGAACUUCCGAAAACAUGGCAAAUGAAAACGGGAUGGUUACGAUAUACAAGAGAUGGUCGACAUCCUGAACCCGUUCCUUAUCCGCUAGAAGAUGUUUUUGUUUUCGAUGUUGAAACCUGUGUUUCUAGAGGUCAACUUCCUACUUUAGCAGUAGCUAUAUCCUCGGAAGCAGUAUAUGGAUGGUGCAGCGAGUUUCUUUUGAAUGAUUCGAAAUACCCGGAACAUACAAGGCUAAAACAUUUGAUUCCUCUCGGAGGGAAAGAUAUAAGUAGGAUAGCAAUAGGGCAUAACGUGGGAUAUGAUAGAGUUCGUUCACAAGAGCCUUAUCACGAAGAGGAUUCUGCUAUUCGAUUCAUGGAUACUAUGUCCAUGUGGAUACCAAUUUCCGGUAUGGCAGAUCACCAGCGUUCUAUGUAUGAAGUGGACGAUUUGGUUCUGGCUGAGGAAUUGAUGACAUAUUGUGCUAUGGAUUGUGUGGCUACAGGAAAAAUAUAUUCUAAGCUUUGGCCCAAGUUCAAAGAAAGAUUUCCUAGUCUUGUUACACUCUACGGCUUUCUUAACGUUGGCAACGCUUAUCUUCCCAUCAAUCGACAAUGGAACGAUUUCUUUAAAGUUAAUGAGGAAACAUGUGAGAAUAAAAAGGUGACGGCAGCUCAAGCUAUCGUCACUUGCGCAAAAUUGUUGAUAGAAGAAAAUAGUAACGGUUCUGCUGCACAGAACGAUCCGUGGAUGUGGCAGUUCGACUGGUCUUUAGAUAAAAAACAAAAUCAUCCUGGAUGGUUUUAUAAAUUGUUCAGAAAGCGAGCUCUCGUUCAAUCGGAUAUAUCAAAUUUGGUUAGUGAAGAUGUUGUGACAAAGAGUGCUAUGAUCCCUGCGAUUUUCGGUAUGACAUAUGGACCAUAUCCCGUAUAUAAAAGUAAAAGCCAUGGAUGGGGUUUCUUGGUACCUACAUCAAUCAGGAAGACUGUUCAAGAUCAGGACGAAGACUUUAACAUUCCUUCUGAUAGCAUCCAGGAGUUUGUUGAGAAAAAUAUGAAGAUAUCAAAAAAAGUUACUUUACCACUUGCUGCAACAGUCCGUUUCAGAGGAUGUGACUUCUACAAACUUCCUCAUCCGAGUGGAAGAGGGAAUGUAGGAGAUAUACUUUCAAAAAUGUUCGCUUCCGAACUUGAUGAAAAGCUUUUGAAACCAUCAAGAUAUCAGGAUCAGUUUGAAAAAGUUCUGAUGUCGUUAAGAUCAACACGUUUUUGGACAAGCUACAGGGAGAGGUAUCAUUCUGAAAUCCCUGUUUGGUACGAAAAGGAAGUUGGGACCGAUAAUGACCUUGUGGGUGCCAUUGCUCCAGCUAUUGUUCCUGCUGGUACUGUAUCAAGGAGAAGUGUUCAUAAACUGUGGGUCACCUUAACGAAUUCAGCUGUAACACCACCUGGGUUCAAACUUGUUGGAGCUGAUGUAGACUCUCAAGAACAAUGGUUAGCUGGCCUCUUCGGGGAUGCAAGUGCAGCCAAAUCUUUGCCUAUAAGCGAAAGAAGGGCAGGUGUCACACCAUUUAGUGAAAUGAUGCUAGUUGGAACAAAAAGUAAUGGAACUGAUUUACAUACAGUUGUUGCUAAACAGCUUGGAAUUAGCAGACAUAACGCGAAGAUUCUCAAUUAUGCUCGUUUAUAUGGAUCUGGUGAAAGACAUGCUGAAUUAUUCUUAAUCCAAAGUGGUGUCUCUGCUCAAAAUGCGAGAAUCAUCAGUAAAAAUCUGUUUGCACUGACUAAAGGAACUUUGAGCAGAUGGCAUAAACUUAAUAAAGUUUUACUACCUUUAGUUCAUAGAUUCAAUAACUCGGGAGGCAAACUAGAGUUUAUUGGGUUUGGUGGCGAUUUUUAUGUUCCUGCUUACUCUAAUUUGCAAUGUGACACCUUGAUUGAUUUCGAAAAGUAUGUGACUGAAUCAUUGAGGAGCCAAGAUAACUGCAGUAUUGGAACGGAGGACAUUGUUCAGUUUAUGUAUGAAAAUUCGGCGCAACCUCACUUUCUUUAUAAUGGAGGAUACGAAUCCGCCACUUUCAACUUCCUCGAGCAAGAAUCGCAAAAAAAGUUAUUACGAACACCCAUUCUGAACUGUCAAUUAGGUGACUCAUUAGCCCAGCUGCCAGAUGAAGCACCCGAUAGAGAUAGAUUCAACUUUAAAUAUAGAAGAUCAGUGAUGAAUUGGCUUGUUCAAUCAUCUGCUGUAGAUUUCUUACAUCUACUUUUGGUAUGCAUGGAAUGGCUUUGUAACGAAUAUUCAAUCAAGCAUAGGUUUGUAAUAUCAAUCCAUGAUGAAAUAAGAUACUUAUGUCCCGAAGAAGAGGCUUCAAGACUAGGUUUAGCUCUCAUGCUUAGUAAUCUUUAUGUAAGAGCAUACAUUACUGAGAAAGUUGGAAUAUCUCAAUUACCUGAGACAAUAGCAUUCUUCUCACAAGUAGAUUGCGACAAGGUUCUGAGAAAAGAAGUGGAUAGUCCCUUUACCAAUCCGGAUGGCAGUACUGUUGAAAACGGAGUUGCUUGGACUUUUGAAGAUCUCCUGAAGCACAAUAAUGGAACAUUACGAAAAAUCAAAUAG